Molecule: messenger RNA, 162 nt
Organism: Chrysochloris asiatica (Cape golden mole)
Lineage: Eukaryota; Metazoa; Chordata; Mammalia; Afrosoricida; Chrysochloridae
Product: A-kinase-interacting protein 1-like
Exons: 4
Coding region: 1-162 (53 amino acids)
Source: RefSeq, a predicted model, not a curated record
AUGGACCUGGUGCUGGAGUGGGCCAUGAGGAGAGUGGUGAACUGGCAUUUACUGGAGCUCCCCAAUGGCAGCAUGGGAGUGUCUGAACCCCAGCAACUUCUCCCAGGAGAGAAAUCUUAUUCAUCUGUACCAGAGGAAGGAGGGGCAACCCAUAUUUAUUGA